Amaranthus tricolor (Joseph's coat) is the source of this 1568-nucleotide messenger RNA. Its product is annotated as D-aminoacyl-tRNA deacylase. Gene Ontology annotation, molecular function: D-aminoacyl-tRNA deacylase activity. The transcript has 10 exons. The coding region runs from base 78 to 1283 and encodes 401 amino acids. The record is from RefSeq and is a predicted model, not a curated record. Lineage: Eukaryota; Viridiplantae; Streptophyta; Magnoliopsida; Caryophyllales; Amaranthaceae.
AUUGUAUAUAAAAAAAAUCAAAUAGACAUGUAAGGCAUAGACUCAUAGAGUGAUAGAGUGAGUAAAGGGUAUAGAAGAUGGUAAAGAAGAUUCUGUGCCAUUGUUUUUCAUUAGCCGCCUUGUGUUCAAAACAAACCUACAAAAACCCACAGUUUCUGUCUAAAUCUACAUUUCCUCUUACUGCACCUGUCAACAAUCUGCCGCUAUAUACUCAAAUUCAUCGCCGAAAUCAAAAACCCACGAUCAUCACCGAUUUUCAGCAACAUAUUUGCCGAAAUCUAGUGUUACUUCCAUCAAAAUUAUCAAUAAAAUCAAUCUCCAAGAGAGUAACAAUGGUGACUCUAGUGGUAUCCACAACUAUUGACCCGGCUUCUAUUGGUCCUGCUUCUGCCCUUCUUGCCAUGACUGGAUGGUCUUCUGGACCUUCCUUUGAGGGUGUGAGAAGUUAUAGCAAUAGAGAAGUGAGAUUGUUGCAGCAUGAUAAAAGCAUAGUGGUAGAAGACAAUCUUGAUACUCGAUGGGAGGAAUUAACUCAAGAAAAUGUUGAUAAUGUUAUUUUUCUUAGUAAACAUACGGCCGCCACUAAUCGCCCAGCUCUCACUAUUCACCCAAUUGGUGUUCCACAUUUGAAAGAAGGAGAUAUACUACCACAUGGUGGUAGGGCAGGAUGGGUUGCACCUCCAAAUCCUAGAAUGGGACCUUGGAUUCGGCUCUUGAGUGAAAUCUCCCAAUCUCAUAAUUUAAUUCCUGAAUUUGAAAUUACUAUGGAGGCCACUCAUCAUGGACCUGUGACUAGUAAGCCGACUAUGUUUCUCGAAAUUGGUAGCACUCUAGAGUACUGGAAGAGAGAGGACGCUGCUCAAGUUAUUGCUCUAUUGGUCUGGGAAGGACUUGGACUUGGAGGAGGUGCUGCUGUGGGUCAAUGGGACAGGAAUUGUGAAAAAAACAAAGUUUUACUAGGAUUAGGAGGUGGACAUUAUGUACCUCAUCACAUGAAAAUAAUCAGGAAAGAUAAUGUUUGGGUGGGCCAUUUGCUUUCUGGAUAUUCCUUGCCAAUGGAUGACCCAGGCCAGUCAAAAGUUGAAGAUGCUAAAGGUAUUGGUGGUACUUGGAAAGAAGCAAUCAGAGUCGCAUUUGAGGCCACUAAAAUAGCUUUUCCUGGAGGGGAAAUUCUGGCUCAUCUUGAUCACAAAAGUUUCAAGGGUUGGCAGAAGAAAGCUAUGACAAACUAUCUUGAGGAGAUGAACAUUAAGAUUGCAAAACCAAAUGAAUUCUUGGAAUGAGGCAGGCAAUUCACGUCAUAAAUGUAGCACAUGUAACACUAUUAAUCAUCUUAUUACUUUUUUUAUCACAUGAUGGUCUUGAGGAUAACAGAUGGUUAAAUGAGAAUCAAACUCGAGACCUAAAUGAAAAUUUUCAUACUCAUAAUUGGAAUUUUUCAUUAUAUGUCUUUAAAAGGGAUUUAAUUUACGACGGCUAUAUAAUUAUUAAUAUGACUAAAUCAUUAAUUUGUAAAUCAAUGAAAAUUUUGUUGUCAUUAUGGUUAAUCCGUUUUUUAUGUUAGUAAA